Messenger RNA from Lolium rigidum, 1032 nucleotides. RefSeq names its product expansin-B12-like. The transcript has 5 exons. Gene Ontology annotation, biological process: sexual reproduction. The record is from RefSeq and is a predicted model, not a curated record. Gene Ontology annotation, cellular component: extracellular region. The coding region runs from base 1 to 1032 and encodes 343 amino acids. NCBI's taxonomy places the organism in Eukaryota, Viridiplantae, Streptophyta, Magnoliopsida, Poales, Poaceae.
AUGGCGCUAGUUCAGGGCUCAUACGAAAAUUUGCGUGAUUCUUGUUUUCAGAGUAACCAGCGCGUCAAAUCGGCUAAAGCCAUAGCUAAUUGUCACAGAGUGCUGCACAUGGCUUCCAAGCUUCAGCUCCUGCCCUUCUGUGCCAUUGCAGUUGUUGUCGCUUCGCUCUUUCACCCCUGUGCAUCCACUGAGUUUCACCGUGAGCUCUCCAGCUGGUCCGGUGGCAUCGCGACAUGGUAUGGUGAUGCUAAUGGUGCGGGAAGUGAAGGUGGUGCAUGUGGGUACCAGUAUGCUGUUGACCAGCCACCGUUCUCAUCCAUGAUUGCUGCAGGCAGCCCCUUCAUCUACGACUCUGGCGAUGGCUGCGGUUCGUGCUACCGGGUGGUGUGUGGUGGCAAUGAAGCUUGCUCUGGUAUUCCGGUGACUGUCGUCAUCACAGACCAGGGGCCCGGUGGCCCUUGCCUUAGCGAGCUAGUGGAUGGCCAGUGCCAGAAUGAGGCAGCCCACUUCGACAUGAGUGGGACGGCGUUCGGUGCCAUGGCGAAGCCUGGCCAGGCUGACCAACUCCGCGGCGCUGGCCUCCUCCAAAUCCAGUACACCCGUGUGCAGUGUGAGUGGACUGGAGUAGACUUGACCUUCAAAGUAGACGCUGGCUCAAACCCAAACUACUUGGCCGUGCUUGUCGAGUACGAGGACAGCGAGAGCGACCUCUCGGCCGUCGACCUCGCGCAGAGCGGGGGUUACGGGGCAACAUCGGCCUGGAUCCCAAUGCAGCAGUCCUGGGGCGCGGUGUGGAAGCUCAACUCCGGUUCCACCCUCCAUGGGCCGUUCUCCAUCCGCCUGACGUUCAGGUCAGGCAGGAUGCUCGUUGCCAGCAAUGCCAUACCUGCUGGGUGGAACCCCGGCGUGGCUUACCGGCCAGGCGGCGUCGUGGUGAGGGCAAGAGGUGGCCGCCGGGGCUACCGGUCUGAAGGAAGAUUGAGCGUGCUGUAUCGCCUUCUGCUGGUGUUUGUUGUAUUCCUCCAGUUGUGA